Messenger RNA from Lachancea dasiensis, 927 nucleotides. Lineage: Eukaryota; Fungi; Ascomycota; Saccharomycetes; Saccharomycetales; Saccharomycetaceae. The record is from the annotation of a GenBank genome assembly.
AUGUCUAAUAAUGCCGACUUAUUGAAUGACCCACUUCAUGGAAUCUAUAUUCCGGUAGGCUUGCUGGUGGCGGGCCUGAGCAUCACCUGCUUGACAGUGAAUGAUUAUAAGUUUCUUUGGAUCAUUCCAUUUAUCGUCGUGGUCAUUGCUAUUAGAUUCACUGCGGCAUACAAGCGUCGGAAAUCUGUGUUUUCCGAUCGUUGGUCAGCUCUUGAGUUGGAGGAUCAGACAUUGAUCUCGAAAAACUCUGCAAUCUACCGCUUCAACAUGAAAACCUCCCUAGAGUCUUUGAACUUUCCCGUAGGCCACCAUUUAGCUGUUAAAGUCACGAUCGAUGGUAAGGACUAUGUGCGCUACUACACUCCAAUCUCUCCAAAAUUCGAGAAAGGAUAUUUUGACAUCAUUGUGAAAUCUUACGCUGACGGAAACGUUUCCAAAUACUUUGCCGGUCUCAAACAAGGGAGCACCGUUGAGUUUAAGGGCCCUGUAGGAAGAUUCAAUUACGUUGCCAACUCGUACAAGCACUUGUGUAUGAUCGCAGGAGGUUCUGGCAUCACUCCGAUGCUUCAGGUCCUCAACGAGGUCAUCACCAAUCCUGAAGAUUUGACCAAGAUUUCGCUGAUUUAUGCCAAUGAGACCGAAAACGACAUUCUACUCAAGGAGGAGCUUGACGAUAUCGCUGCUAAGUAUCCAAACUUUGAGGUGACCUAUAUCCUUCGUACCCCAUCUGCCACCUGGACGGGAGAAACUGGCUACGUCACCAAGGAACAUAUCCAAAAGUUUCUGCCAGGAUUUUCUAGCGAAAACAGGCUUUUGAUGAGCGGUAAGCCUGAAAUGGUGAGAAUGCUGUUGGGCUACGCCGAAGAGUUAGGGUGGCCGCAGGGUAUUGAAAAAUCGAAGGGGGACGACCAGGUUUUUGCCUUUUAA